AUAGUUCUAUCGUCCCUCACGCGGGCUCCCGUCCGCAGGAGGCUGAAUAAAAUCGCAGGGGUAGAUCGCCUGGACUUGUUUGGCCUGAUGUUUCGAGGGGCAGAGGCGAAGAAGGGCUUUCUUCCGAUCCAAUACCGUUUAGCCGAUGGUCGCCUCUCCGACCAGCUGAAUCCUAAUCAAUCCCGUCUCUCCGAGCAGCAAUCUAAAGAGAAAUAAGAGGGGUGGAAAAAUAGUGGUUGAAAUGGGCGGUAGCGGCGGCGGAGAAAGGACGCCGGAGGGUUCGGAGGAGCAGCAGAAGCGGUCGGAGAUAUACACGUACGAGGCGCCGUGGCACAUCUACGCGAUGAACUGGAGCGUGCGGCGGGACAAGAAGUACCGGCUGGCCAUCGCGAGCCUCCUGGAGCAGUUCCCGAACCGCGUGGAGAUCGUCCAGCUGGACGACUCCACCGGCGAGAUCCGCUCCGACCCGGCCCUCUCUUUCGAGCACCCCUACCCCCCCACCAAGACCAUGUUCGUCCCCGAGCGCGACUGCCUCCGCCCGGACCUCCUCGCCACCUCCGCCGACUUCCUCCGCAUCUGGCGCAUAUCGUCGGAUGACGAAGGCGACGACGAGAACAACAAGAAGAGCAACUCCUCCUCCAAGUCGUCGUCGCGCGUGGAGCUCCGGUCCCUCCUCAACGGCAACCGCAACUCCGAGUUCUGCGCCCCCCUGACCUCCUUCGACUGGAACGAGGCGGAGCCGCGUCGCGUGGGCACCUCCUCCAUCGACACCACCUGCACCAUCUGGGAUAUCGAGCGCGAGGCCGUGGACAUCCAGCUCAUCGCCCACGACAAGGAGGUCUACGACAUCGCCUGGGGCGGCGUCGGCGUCUUCGCCUCCGUCUCCGACGACGGCUCCGUCCGCGUCUUCGACAUCCGCGACAAGGAGCACUCCACCAUCAUCUAUGAGUCGGCCGACCCCCCGGAGACCCCGCUCGUCCGCCUUGGCUGGAACAAGCAGGACCCCCGCUACAUGGCCACCAUCAUCAUGGACUCCGCCAAGGUCGUCGUCCUCGACAUCCGCUUCCCCACUCUCCCCGUCGUCGAGCUCCACCGCCACCAGGCCAGCGUCAACGCCAUCGCCUGGGCCCCUCACAGCUCCUGCCACAUCUGCACAGCCGGGGACGACUCCCAGGCCCUCAUCUGGGACCUCUCCUCCAUGGGCACCGCCGGAGGCAGCGCCUCGGCCGGAGGCGGCCAGCAGGCUGCUGCCGCUGCCGACGGCGGCCUUGACCCCAUACUCGCCUACACCGCCGGGGCCGAAAUCGAGCAGCUACAGUGGUCCUCCACUCAGCCCGACUGGGUUGCCAUCGCCUUCUCCACCAAGCUCCAGAUACUCAGGGUUUGAGAGUCAGACAUACAGAGGAACAAAGAAAGAUGGGAUAAAAUAGAACGAUGGUUUCUUACUUGAUUUAGAUUAGCGAUGGGCCAUAGGUCAGCUUGGUUGCUUCUCUGCUGUGAAGAUCUGAUCUUGUGAUCUUGCCUGCUGGUGGUGUAAUGUGUAGUUUGUUUAGCUUGUGACAUUGCUUGCUCUUAGAAGUACAUCUAAAGUUAUCAUUUAUUAUCCCAGAAAAAUCAGUAGAUUAUAAGUUAAGAUUCCAUGCAAAAAAAAAACUUAUGUAUUAAGAAUACUGCAUUUUCCUAAAGAUGGUUAGGGAUGGAAUGCACCUUCUGUAAGCUGACUUAGUAAGGACAUCAAUCUUAUUAUCUCUUUCUCAUUUUUCA
Molecule: messenger RNA, 1764 nt
Organism: Phoenix dactylifera (date palm)
Lineage: Eukaryota; Viridiplantae; Streptophyta; Magnoliopsida; Arecales; Arecaceae
Source: RefSeq, a predicted model, not a curated record